This is a messenger RNA of Trichomycterus rosablanca, 1019 nucleotides long. RefSeq names its product tumor necrosis factor receptor superfamily member 13B. Bases 68 to 790 code for a protein of 240 amino acids. Gene Ontology annotation, biological process: negative regulation of B cell proliferation; hematopoietic progenitor cell differentiation; B cell homeostasis. The transcript has 4 exons. The record is from RefSeq and is a predicted model, not a curated record. NCBI's taxonomy places the organism in Eukaryota, Metazoa, Chordata, Actinopteri, Siluriformes, Trichomycteridae. Gene Ontology annotation, cellular component: plasma membrane.
AGAUUAAACUUGAUAAAUGUGAGAUUUUAACCUGAACCCACUGUGUGUGUGUGGAUGGUGAACAGAGAUGACUCCAAGGUGUCAAGGAGGCCAAUUCUGGGACGGUCUGGUCAAAAAAUGCAUGACCUGUGAGAUGGUGUGUUACAAACCCGAACCCCCCAACGUCUGCUCCGACUUCUGUGUGGCCUACGAGUGUAAAAUUGCUCCCGGUCAUUUUUAUGACAGUUUGCUGAAGAAGUGUUUGAAAUGUUCCGAGCUGUGCGGCCAUCACCCUACAGAAUGCUCGAAGGAGUGUCUGAGUAAUCCAAACCCUUUGGGAGUCUCCGUGGUGCCGCAGCUGAUCACCAAGGGACGCGGUGAUGUUAAAAGUGUUCCAUACUCAGAAGUGCUGGUGUACUCACUGCUCGGGCUUUGCUUCGCCCUGCUGCUGAGCACAAUGCUAAUGACAGUGUUAGUGCUGCUGAAGAGAGCCAGAGAGAACAGGGACAUGGUGGAAAAGAAGGACCAGCAACCAGAUGAGCACACACAAUCAUCUAAAGAUUGUCUCAUGGCGGCCGCUGUAACCCAGGAAGUCACCGUGAUCCCGGACCGCCUCAGAGCCACAGAAACCUGCGUCUGUUGUUUUUCUGAGCAGGCGAGGACUCAGCCGACACUGUAUCAGCAAGCUGUACCGCAAUACAGCGCCCAUCGUCAAACCAAUGGCUCGGCCCACGGCCACGUUAGCAGCGAGGCCUGCAGGCGGGACGAUGUUCCGAAGAUCAUAUGCUCUCCCACACAGACUAGCACCUGAGAGAGGCGGCCAUAAAUACUAGACGGUAGCUGUUUUUCAGACUGUAGUGAUCGGGAUUUACCUGGAGCCGUGUUUACUGAUGAAUAUGAAAUGAAUAUUUUGGGUUUAGCAUCAACAGUAGAAGAAUUUCCAAGUAGAUGAAGAGCGUUAUCAUGCGCUGAUGUGUGUAUGCUAAUAAAUGUGGCAUUUUAAACCACAUAACAGCCUGUAACUCAUUCAUAAUCGUAUG